Molecule: messenger RNA, 1656 nt
Organism: Manacus vitellinus (golden-collared manakin)
Lineage: Eukaryota; Metazoa; Chordata; Aves; Passeriformes; Pipridae
Product: maestro heat-like repeat-containing protein family member 7
Exons: 11
Coding region: 1-1656 (551 amino acids)
Cellular component (GO): cytoplasm
Source: RefSeq, a predicted model, not a curated record
AUGGCGGGAAGACGCCUGAGCCUGCUCAGGCACUUUCGGAAGAAGAAGAAGGAAGGACCUGGAGCUGCCCCAACCCAGCACCCGGAGAAGAUGGAGCAGUUGCAUCCCCUGCAGGAGGAUCCAGGACAGGACCAGACACGAGACCAGGACCGUGCCCGUGGACGCUUCCGCCGGGCAGCCCAGGCCUUUCUCAAAUUCUUGGGCAUUCGGCGCAAAAGGACCACAACCAGACCGACUGAGGUCAUGGCACAGCCUGACCCCAGCCUGACUGAGCUCGAGGCAAACCCCGAUGUCACCACCGCACUGACUGAUGGCACAGGAAACUGUGAUACCCUGCCAGUUGUUCACACAACAAAGUCUGACCCUGCUUUGACUGCUGCUACAACAGACACUGACAGCCCAUCCAUCGAUGGCACUGCAAUCUCUGACAUCCCACUGACCGAGGAACCCACAAACUCUGGCGCUGCACCGCCCGAUCUCACUGCUGAGGCCGACACUGCAAUGACCGAGGGCACUGCAGACACUGACCUCGUGCCCAGGGAGAGUGUGAAUUAUGCUCCCACUCCAGAUGUUUUUGAGAAUGGUGUCUCCAGUCCAGAGCAAGUGCCAGCCUUUGUCAGGAACGUGCACCAGAGACUGACAGCCAGCGCGACUCCAGAAGAGAAGCUGCUGACGGAGUUUCUGAGGGUUACUGAUGAACACCCUGCUGAUGCUGUGUUCACCCUCCUGCGCUGUGCCCCAUCGUGUGACAGAGCUGCUGCAACCCUGUGGAAGACCAUCACCUCAUCGGGAAGGACAGUGGAGAAGGUGCUGCCAAAGCUGCUCCGUGUGAUGGAGAACUGGCCAUGGCUGAGCAUGUCCACCUCCGACGGGGACAAAACAGAUGUCUUUGCCCUGGCUGCAACCAGGGUGAUUUGCGAGAUUCUCCAGGUGCUCCGGGGCCCAGAGCCAUUGAAAAAGUAUUCCCCCCACCUCCUCGUGGAUCUGCUCUUCCAGAUUUCCAUCAGCCCAGAGCAGACUCCAGAGGAAGUUGACACCUUGUGGAGGGAAUGCCAGAAGCAAUACAACCUUCCAACAAACUCCAAGAGGUUUGCAGUGCUGACCAUGAAGGCCCUGCUUUGUCACAUUGAGUGUGAAGAUGUCGUGCUUUCAAUGGAACAGAAGCAUGGCUGGGACACACUCCUCAACUCUGACACUCACCACUACGCAGUGGGUCUGCUGGCCAGGGAGAUGCGCCGUGCCUCGAGCCCCUUGUACUACCCGAUUGCCCUCGGCCUGCUGAGGCUGCUCAGCAGGGAGAAGCCCGGCUGGGAGCUUCCUGCCAUGGCGUUCCUUGUGGAGAUCCUGGACUGCCCGGACAUAACUGAAUGGCGUGACAGCGUCCUGGAGAUCCUUUCCAGGCGCCUGUGGAGCGAGCACACAGAGAUGCGUCGCCUGGUGCUGAGAGGCCUCGUGGUGCUGAGCAAGGCUCCUGGGAUGGCUGACAGCAUGCAGAGCCUGACACCAAGCCUCGUGGAGCUACUGUGGCAUACAGACAGAGAGCUGCAGGAUGACAACAGGCUCAAAGCCAGCUCAGGUGUGAGCAGCCAGUUUGCCAGCAAGGUGCUGGAAACUCUGCAGAGGGAAGAACAUAUUUAUUCUCCCCGUGAAGCUUAA